GCGCGAAACUGUUCUCUGUGGUAUACAAUUACAAAAGGGGUUUCCCCUGUUGGAAAUUCCCACAGCCGAAUGAACUUCAUUCACAGCGUCGCGAGUGAUCAGCAAAAUACAAUUCUACCGGGUCUAUAUGUAAAAUGGAUCUAUUCAGCUUAUGGAUACGCGUAUUAGAUGUAACGGAUUUGUAGGAGAGUGAACUACUCGAGGAAGGUCUCAUUUCAAGACCCCGUUUGUGGAAAGGGAUGCACACCCCGAUUCAGAUCGUCCCGAUACCAUACCGCGGGUGGUAGAUGACUCUCGGUAAUACGUGGAGAAAAAACGAAAAUUUAACCAGGAACGCUUUGUCACCCCUGAAUACUGAUUUGGAUAUAUAAAUAGAAACACGUGCAACUGUGCGUCAUUCAACAUGUGGAGUUAUCUCCUGUACACACUGUAUCUUGAAGCGGCGGUGCAGUUUAAAAGAGACUUUUUGAAAUAUGUUAUAACUCAGACAAUUGUUUCACCACAAAACCGUUCUAACCAAUGAUUUCACUUGAAUGAGGAUUUUCUUUUUGGAUAUUGCUCAUAUAUGCGAGACAGCAAUUCUGAAAAUCAUAUAAACUGGUCGAAAACAAAAGAUAAUUUUAUAACACUUGCAUUUUUUAACGUGAUUAGAAUUGAAAAUAAAUAAAAUAAAAUGUUGCGAUCGAUUUGAAAACUCUCCACGACCGAAAAUAAUCAAUACGGGAUAAAUAUAUAACCGGCAGACGAGGAAAAGGUUUACUCAGAGUUCCAGCGUUAACGAAGAACUGAAAUUCCUUAAAGUAUACGAAGACGCUACCAAGAUGACAUUCAGACGCUUUGAGGACUGCUAUUAUACAUCACUGUAGGAUAUAUAUCGAGACGAUCAAGAGCUAGAUGAUUGAACUUUCAAUACAAAAGUAACAUUUUCGAAAGUAAUUUCUAUCAUGGAAUUGGAGAUCAACCAAAGAGAUGCACACGGCUUAGAUAUGGAGUUAUCGUCCUCACCGGAAGUAGAAACUCCUGCGGGAACACCAUCCCCGGAAGUUCGAUCUAAAAAGGAAAAAAGAAAGAUAAGUACGUCUUCCGUCUCUAGUAGUUCGCCAGGAAGGUCAAAGACUCGAAACCUAAUGUCCCGAUUAGGGCGUCGCACUGGACAAACAGCCCCCCUGGAUACGGGAGAGGAAGAAAAGGUAGGUAAAGUAUGGCGCAGUCUCCGGCAAGCGGUCAAGGUCACGAACGCCGUAACAACCAAGAAAAAGUCAACGGUGACACGUGAAGAUUCAUUUCUCAAAAAGUUUUCGACGCAACAGCCUUAUAGAGUAGAAUCCAAUUGUAAUCCUGUCGAAAACCACACUGAAAAUGUAAGCAAACAUGAGACAAAAGAAAAGCAUCGUACAGUGUUUCGGAUGGACGGUAACCUGAUGUUUUAUUGGACAGGAAUAGUCACGGUGGCCGUGCUCUAUAAUCUAUGGACGUGCAUUGCACGUGAAGCAUUUAGAGAGAUACACGAGAACCAUUUAUUCGUGUGGAUCACGUGCGACAUCGUAUGCGACAUUGUGUAUGUUUUUGAUAUCAUUUGUCAGUUCCGCACAGGGUACUUAGAUCAAGGACUUAUGGUGUUUGAUUCCUUAAAACUUGCCAAAAAUUAUGUCUCAACAAAAUAUUUCUAUUUGGACCUCGCGUGUUUGUUUCCAUUAGAUUUUAUACAGUUUUUCAUUGGAAUACACCCAAUGGUGCGAUUCCCAAGAUUCAUCAAGCUGUAUCGAACGUUUCGGUUCCUUUACAUGCUAGAAUCACGGACGGCGUAUCCAAAUUUCUUUCGUGUAGCCAAUCUGACGCAUAUACUUUUUCUCGGAUCUCAUUGGUUUGCUGCCUUUUAUUACCUGAUAUCAGAAGCCGAAGAUUUUAAAGGAGACUGGUCGUACCCUAAACCAAUAGGAGAGUUCUCAUCGGUGACCCGGAAGUAUCUAGCUUCACUAUUUUGGUCGACCUUGACCCUAACUACGAUAGGUGACCUUCCACCACCGGAAACUAAUUGGGAGUAUGUUUUCGUCAUAGUCAGUUACCUAAUAGGUGUUUUCAUCUUCGCCACAAUUGUCGGACAGGUGGGAAAUGUUAUAACAAACCGAAAUGCCAGUAGACAGGAAUUUGAGAGACUGCUGGAUGGGGCUAAGCUAUACAUGAGGAUGCACAACGUUCCACCACAGCUUCAGAAACGGGUACAAAGAUGGUACGAUUACGUCUGGAAACGUGACAGGAUGAAGGGAUCUGACAUCAAUUCUCUUGGUAUGCUACCUGAUAAGGUUAAAACUGAGCUUGCCAUUCAUGCGAACCUCGAGACACUGAAAAAGGUAACCAUAUUUCAAGAGUGCCAGCCGGAGUUUCUUCAUGACCUGGUGCUGAAGAUGAGGGCGUACAUUUUUACCCCAGGAGAUUUGGUCUGUCGACGCGGAGAAGUAGCACGGGAGAUGUUUAUUAUAGCUGAUGGUCUCGUUGAGAUAAUUGGCGAAACAGGAGCAAUACUGACUCAAAUGGGAACUGGAAACUUUUUCGGAGAGAUUGGUAUUCUUAAUCUUGAUGCCGGUAUCAACAGGCGAACGGCCGACGUAAAAUCAGUUGGCUAUUCGGAACUAUUCGGGUUGUCUCGGGAGGAUGUGUUAGAGGCCCUCAAGGAUCACCCUGAUGCGGAGCAAAUUAUCCGAUGCUAUGGACAAAGUCGGUUAAAGGAAACUGAACAGCAUCGCAAACAGACAAAACAAUCAUUUAACGCAAAUCUAUCACCGGGACAUCUAUGGUCGCCAAAUUCCCCGUGCAAAGGACUUUGUGCGAUUAUAACCCCCUCUCAACAAGUGUCGCCCAAUAAGCAAGGAGGAUUGCCUGGAAUUCGAAUUUCAAAUUUUGAUGACGAAAACGAAAAUCGGUUGAAUGGAAAAUCUAAAAUUGUUAAUAGUGUCAAAAGAUUAGUAGGUAAACGGAGUCGAAGAAAGAGCUAUAAAAGUCAACAUAAAAUUCACCAGACAAGUUUGGUCCAUCCAGUGGAAAAUUCCCAUUCCAGUCCUAUGUAUCCAGGUUAUGACACAGAGACAAAUCUAUCGGCAAACGUCAGAGGCAAUCCGAAUGGAACUUUAGUUUGUGAAGCUAUAGAGAACGAUAGUAGUAACGAAUCGCUUGGUGUUGAUUCGGCUGAACUACUUACACAAUCACUAAGCGUAAAUCCGAACGACUCGUGCCAGAGGCAGAGUUCAAGUGAACAUAACACAAAUGUUGCAACGAUGGGAAUUGUAGAAGAAUGUGGGAUGUGCUCAAGAACGAAUUCCCAGAAAAUACAGACAGGAGUCAGUAUAUCUUCGACGGAUGUGAUUAGUGCUGAUUUGUUAUCACCUGUCUCAAAUACUAAUACUCAAAACCUACUUAUGCAAGGAAACCCUACAACACAGCAACCCGUUACCAUGUCAACUAAUAGUCACGAAAAUUGUGCAGACACAGUUACUAGCCCUAACAGUGGAAACUCUUCCAGUGGAUUGUACCAACCGUCAUAUCGAAAUUACAUCCGGGUUCUCCAAGGUACGUCAAAAUGGCCAGAAUCCUUCACAUUACCGGAUAAAAUCACAGAUAUCGAAGAAGAACAUUCACCAUGUGGCUCGCCCCGGAUAUGUAGUCGCCGUACGUCCGUUGGAUCUGCAACCCACGAUAGCCGUGCCACGUGCUGUUGUUACAAAUUAAGACAUCACUUUAAUGACAUGGAACACAAACUGGGGAACAUGGAAGAGGUUUAUACAAAUACCUUAAAAAUGCUAAGUGCAAUUUCCGAACAACAAAUUUUAAUGAUGAAAGAAAUGAGUAAACCCAAGACCGUGUUAAUGGAGGACUCCAAAGAUCCAAAUGACCCUGACAUGGAGAUUACACGAUUAUAGAAAUCUCUCACAUCGUCCAUCGGUAAUACAGUAUAAUGUAUUGUAAAUGAAAAAAAAAAUAUACAAAGAUAUCGUUAUGUACGAUUUAUGAUAUAAAUAAGCGGGUUGCAAAAUUGAUACAAAGUAUAUUUUCAUAAAGCAUUUGGAUUGUUUAUACUUUGUACUAACUUGUCGUAACAGACAUCAUGAUCUGGUUCGAACAAUUUUCAGAUGGGUCUUCAGAAUGUUUAUGUUUUUUUUCUCAUUUUUAACCAAAACUUAUGCAAAUGAGUUUGUUUAGUAUCAGAAGUCCAGAAAUAUCGCCAAUGGUACAAUGCGCGGUAGAUUUAUGUGCUGACAGACACGAAUCAGUAAAUCUGAAUCUUGUAAUGGAAGUAUUAGAAUUUCCUUUCAUUCAUUGCACCAUGUGAGAUGAGAUAUUGAAUCCUCUCUUGAGGAGAAGUAAAGGUAUUUCGCUCAAAUUCAUAUUAAC
Molecule: messenger RNA, 4386 nt
Organism: Mizuhopecten yessoensis (Yesso scallop)
Lineage: Eukaryota; Metazoa; Mollusca; Bivalvia; Pectinida; Pectinidae
Product: cyclic nucleotide-gated olfactory channel-like
Exons: 14
Coding region: 945-3914 (989 amino acids)
Biological process (GO): monoatomic ion transport; transmembrane transport
Cellular component (GO): membrane
Molecular function (GO): monoatomic ion channel activity; protein-containing complex binding
Source: RefSeq, a predicted model, not a curated record